AUGCCACAACUUAACCCCGCCCCAUGAUUUGCUAUUUUAUUAUUUUCAUGAUUAAUUUUUUUAACCCUCAUCCCCACAAAAGUUCUAAACCAUGUUUCCCCAAAUGAACCAACCCCAUUUGGUACAGAAGAACACAAAGCCCAACCCUGAGACUGACCAUGGCAAUAA
Misgurnus anguillicaudatus (oriental weatherfish) is the source of this 168-nucleotide messenger RNA. The record is from the annotation of a RefSeq genome assembly. Lineage: Eukaryota; Metazoa; Chordata; Actinopteri; Cypriniformes; Cobitidae.